Messenger RNA from Paramecium tetraurelia, 1272 nucleotides. RefSeq lists its product as uncharacterized. The record is from RefSeq and is a predicted model, not a curated record. Lineage: Eukaryota; Ciliophora; Oligohymenophorea; Peniculida; Parameciidae. Gene Ontology annotation, cellular component: plasma membrane. The transcript is spliced from 4 exons.
AUGAAUUAUAAAUAUUUUAUACUAAUCUUAGGGAGCCUCCUAAUAACAAUUAAUGGAAGCAAAUGCAAAAAAGUAAUUAAUUCUGAUGCUGUUUACAUAUUUGAUGAUUUAUAAACUAAGGAAUAUAAACAAAUUCUAAACGAAACAAGUACAUUAUAUUUCCGAUUUUGUCAACCAAUUUUAAAGUGUCCGGAAAUUACAUUUAAUACAUUUGCAGUGAUAAUAAAUAACGAGGGAAAACUAGAUUAAUAAUGCAUAUCAUUGAUUAACACAGAUUCGUACUUUGCGGAUUCCUUUGAACUAAUUAAUCAGGAUAAAUCUAAUGAAGGAGUGCAGGCAGAAUUCAACAAUACACUUAAUGGGUUUUAUGUAAAAUACGUGCUUUAUUGUUAAGAUCAAUAAGAAGGACUUAAGAUAUUGGACAUAUCUUAUGAUAAAAACAAAUAAUUUUACACCAUUGAAAUGGAGGCUGAUAAUGGAUGUCCCUUAGUUUUAUUUUCUUAAAUUGUUUAAUUCCUAAAUGACAAUAAUAAAUUUCUGUCUGCAAUUUUGAUAAUGAUCGGCUUAACAGAAUGCUUAAUGGGUAAGCAAAUCUUAAAGCCAACCCUCUUUAUUUUUGGAUACUUAAUUGGCUUUUUCUUUGCAUUAUAUAUAUCCAGUGAAAUUGAUUUGGGAGACAAUCCAUUUUUUUUGUGGUUAACGUUGAUAAUCGCUGUGUUAAUCGGAGCAUUUGCAGGAGGUUUAUCUAUGCACUUAGACAAAAUCGGAAUUGUUGCAAUAGGUAUUGGACUUGGAGUAGUCUUGUCUUUACUGUUGUGGAAUGCUCUAUUGGUUUAAUUUGUUACUUCUUAAUACUUAUUAUAUUCAAUUAUGUUGGUUUUCAGUUUUGGGUGCACUGCUCUAUCGUUUAGAUUAUUCGAUCAUCUAAUCAUUUUUAGUACUAGUUUUUUAGGAUCAUACUUAGUGUUUAAGGGUAUAGGUUUGAUUGCUGGAGGGUUUCCUUCAGAAAUUAAGAAUAUUUCAGGAAAUUCGGACUAUAGAUAUUACAUUUAUUUUACUGGCAUUAUAAUUUUAGCCUGCUCUGGUAUCUACUACUAAUACAAAUAAUGGGGAUAGAAGAUUAUCACUUAUGAUGAAAUUGUGCAAUCUGUGAUGAAUGGCAAUUAGUCAAAUGAAGUCAAAGAUUCACUUUUAAACGACCCUCAAAAUGACCAAGAUUAGAUUGAAUUAAAAGAGAUAUAAGAGAAAUCAGAUAUAAAAGGUUUUUAAUGA